CCUUUGCUCACUUUUUUUUGUCGCACUGCACUCAUUGAAACCCUCGAUUCUCACCAUGGGUAAAGAAGGCAUUCGAUACGCGGCAAAGGUCGAUCUGAACAAGCCUGCAUCGGAGCAAGAAUGUCUACAUAACCGCUGGCACCCAGAGAACCCAUCUUACGCGACAAUCAAGCCCGGUGAAGUGGUCAAGAUUGAAUGCGUCGACUGGACCGGAGGCCAAAUCGGCAACAAUGACUCUGCCGACGACGUGCGCGACGUGGACCUGACCAAGAUCCACUACCUGACGGGGCCCUUUGACAUUGAGACUGCAGAGGCUGGCGAUGUUCUUGUCGUCGAGAUCCAAGACGUGCAGCCGCUCGACGAGCAGCCGUGGGGGUUUACGGGCAUUUUUGCAAAGGAGAAUGGUGGGGGGUUUCUGGAUGAGAUUUAUCCCGAGCCAGCAAAAGCCAUCUGGGACUUUGAAGGCAUCUUCUGCAGUUCUCGCCAUAUCCCUGGUGUGAGAUUCGCAGGCCUGAUUCAUCCUGGCAUCCUCGGCUGCGCGCCCUCAGCCCAAGUCCUCGAAACGUGGAACAAGCGCGAAGCCGAACUCAUCUCCACACACACCCAUCUCCAACGCAUCGUGGCGGAGCCCCCGCAACCCACCAACGUGCACGCAGGCUCUGCCCCCGCGCAUCUCAAAGCGAAAAUCGGACAGCAAGGCGCGCGCACCAUCCCGGGCCGCCCCGAACACGGCGGCAACUGCGACAUCAAGAACCUGUCUCGCGGCUCCAAAGUCUAUCUGCCCGUGCACGUGUCGGGCGCCAAGUUCAGCGUGGGCGAUUUACACUUUAGCCAGGGCGACGGCGAAAUCUCCUUUUGCGGCGCAAUUGAAAUGGCGGGCGUGAUUACGCUGAAAUUCAGCGUCAUGAAGGACGGCAUGGCGCAGCUGGGGAUCAAGAGCCCGAUUUACAUCCCGGGCCCUGUGGAGCCGCAGUUUGGACCAGGCAGGUAUAUUUAUUUCGAGGGUUUUAGUGUGGAUGAGGCGGGCAAACAGCAUUAUCUGGAUGCCACGGUCGCGUAUCGUCAGACGUGUUUGAGGGUGAUUGAGUAUUUGAGGCGGUUUGGCUACAGCGACUACCAAAUCUACCUCCUCCUCUCCUGCGCCCCUGUCCAGGGCCAUGUCGCCGGCAUCGUUGAUAUCCCCAAUGCAUGCACCACCAUGGGCGUGCCAAUGGACAUUUUCGACUUUGACAUUAGUCCCCAUGUGCCGGCUCAGAAGCGCGAUAUGGGCGCUUGUGCUUAUGUGACAAAGUAGUUUGUCUGUCUGUUGUAGUUUUGUUUAAUUGAUCGAGGGAGAGGGGUGGUGUUGUGUUUGAUGUUAAUACUGCUUUUUCCUUUCCUUCUUCUUUGGCUAGUUGUGUAUGUAUGUAUGUAUGUAUGUAUGUAUGUAUGUGUGGUCAGUGCAAGAAGAGGGUGGAGUGAGUCGGUUGUUAUCAGUGAGCCA
Molecule: messenger RNA, 1483 nt
Organism: Exserohilum turcica Et28A
Lineage: Eukaryota; Fungi; Ascomycota; Dothideomycetes; Pleosporales; Pleosporaceae
Exons: 5
Coding region: 56-1294 (412 amino acids)
Molecular function (GO): hydrolase activity, acting on carbon-nitrogen (but not peptide) bonds, in linear amides
Source: RefSeq, a predicted model, not a curated record